AUGGACGACUAUUGCUAUGAUCCCCCCGUGCUCUUGUUAGAGGCGAAAUCGCAACCUGAUCAGAAUGUGGUUUUACCGUACAUCGAUCGCUUGCACCCAGAAAUACUCUCUCAUAUCUUCUUCGUACACGCAAGAGAUAAUGAUGAGCUUUAUACCUUACGUUGGACACGGGUUCUUUUGGUCUGCAAACGCUGGCAUGACGUUGCGACGGGUACCCAGUGUCUUUGGAGUUACAUCAACAUCAGUUGCGCUGUACGACCGCAUGAUCCCGAUCCAUCGGACAUAGAAGCACACGAUUCCCCGGACGUUCGUCGCAUAGAUGCACAGCUCACUCGCGCUGGCAUGUCACCCCUCACAGUCAUUAUAAAUAUGGCUGUACCGAUGUCCGAAGCCAAACUGGCGCGCACGACGAUGUUCAGCGACCGGCAUAAUCUCUCGUCGCUCACCAUGGGCGGCUCCUACCCUGAGGCCUGA
Molecule: messenger RNA, 474 nt
Organism: Peniophora sp. CBMAI 1063
Lineage: Eukaryota; Fungi; Basidiomycota; Agaricomycetes; Russulales; Peniophoraceae
Source: the annotation of a GenBank genome assembly